Messenger RNA from Rotaria sp. Silwood2, 1722 nucleotides. NCBI's taxonomy places the organism in Eukaryota, Metazoa, Rotifera, Eurotatoria, Philodinida, Philodinidae. The record is from the annotation of a GenBank genome assembly.
AUGAAUGUUGAAGGUAUUGAAGAGUUUUUAACUGAAUUUAAACGUGAAACAUAUGGUGAUCGUGAUGUUGUUACUGUCGGUGAAGCAAAUGGUGUUGGUGCUGAUCAAGCUGUUGAUUGGGUUGAUGAAGAGAAAGGAAAAUUUAAUAUGAUCUUUCAAUUCGAAGCAACAAAUUUAUGGGAAAAAACAUUGGGUUCACUUGACGUUUUGGCCUUUAAACGUAUAAUGACUAGAUGGCAAAAAAGUUUAGAAAAGAUUGGUUGGAACGCAGUAUUUCUUGAAAAUCAUGAUAAGCCACGUAUUGUAUCAACAUGGGGUAAUGAUAAAGAAUAUUGGAGGGAUUGUGCUACUUCAUUUGCAACUGUUUAUAUGCUCAUGAUGGGAACACCAUUUAUCUAUCAAGGUCAAGAAAUUGGUAUGACAAAUGUACGUUUUCCAUCUAUUACUGAUUAUCCUGAUGUAGCUGCAAGAAAUUUUUAUAAUCUUGAAUUAGCUAAAGGUAUUGAUCAUAAUGAACUUAUGCAGAUAAUUUAUAUAACUGGUCGUGAUAAUGCUCGUACACCAAUGCAAUGGGAUGUUUCAUUAAAUGCUGGUUUUAGUGAAGCACAACAAGCAUGGAUUGGUGUUAAUCCAAACUAUGUACGUAUUAAUGUAGGACAACAAGAAAAAGAUGAAAAUUCUGUAUUAAAUUAUUAUAAACGUCUUAUACGUUUAAGAAAAGAAAAUGAUAUCUUUAUAUAUGGAAUAUAUGAUUUAAUAUUAUCAAAUCAUAAACAAAUCUUUGGUUAUACACGUACAUCAGAUACUAAACGAGCCUUUGUUUUAACAAAUUUAACAGAUCGUGUAGCACAAUUUACUUUAUAUCAAGGUUUAUCAUCAUCACAACUUGUUUUAACAAAUUCACUUGAACCCAUACCUGAACAUAAGGAAGAAAAAUCAUUUAAAUUUCAUCCAUAUGAAAUUCGUGUAUAUAUAAUCGAUCAUAAAAAGAAAGAGCCACAUCGUCAUCAAAAAAAGAAACAUGCUAUUGAUCAAUCUGAAAAUAUACAAUCAACAUUGUCAAUUGGAACACAAGAAAAAGAUGAUACGAGUCAAUCAUUAACAAAACAGCAAAAAGCUGCUUUACAAAAACUUGAACAAAUGUCUCAUAAUCCAUUAUAUCAAUCAGAACAAAGUGAAAAAGAUAUUAUAUCUGCAUUAGCAGAGGCAACAACAAAAGCAUCAUCUGAAAUAGAAACAUCAAAACAACAAACAAGAAAUAAACCAACUUCAGUAGAAAUUGAUCAAGAAAACGUCGUACCAGCAGAUAGUUCAGAAAUUGAUCUGGAUAAUGAACCAAUACAUAAGAAACGAGAACGACAACGAUCACUUGUACUUAAUCUUGAAAAUUUAAUACCUGUUGUACAAGAUGAUCCAAGUUCUUCUGAUCAACGUCGUCGAUCAUUUUCUACUGCAAUAUCUCAAGUAUCAACAAAACCAAGUUUUAAAGGUCGUCAUGCUGAUAGCUCGGAUGAAGAGGAUGAUGAUGAAAAAACAACAACAUCAACAAAUGAAAUCGAAGAUGAAUCAACUGAUCUAAGUGGAAAAGAUAUUGAUUAUUCUGUUUUAUAUGAUGAUACAGUUGAAGAUUUUAGUUAUACAAGCGCACGUGAACAAGCUCAAAAACGAAUUUUACGUGAUCAACAAGAAGUAAUGUUACAACAAGCCAACGAACAAGAAUAA